Messenger RNA from Arabidopsis thaliana (thale cress), 4344 nucleotides. RefSeq names its product P-loop containing nucleoside triphosphate hydrolases superfamily protein. The coding region runs from base 460 to 3357 and encodes 965 amino acids. Gene Ontology annotation, biological process: microtubule-based movement. The record is from RefSeq and is marked reviewed. The transcript is spliced from 24 exons. NCBI's taxonomy places the organism in Eukaryota, Viridiplantae, Streptophyta, Magnoliopsida, Brassicales, Brassicaceae. Gene Ontology annotation, cellular component: chloroplast. Gene Ontology annotation, molecular function: ATP binding; microtubule motor activity; microtubule binding.
GCCAAAGUCAAAGUCACAAAUUAAAAAACUAUAAAAUUAUUCUUCUCAAGAUUUUCGAGACUUCUUUUAUUCGAUGGAAAAAACUAAAAUCGUCACUCUCUCUCCUAACUGUAUCCGUGAAGGCAAAAAAUACGUAUAAACAGAUACGUACAGAGAAACGUAAGUAUGUAAGUAUACUCGUCUAGCUUUCUCUCUCAGCUGUACCUUUUUAUUAUGGUGUUUUUGGUAACGAGAAAACCAAACCCACACAACAUUCAAUUGAAAUUGCGACUUUCGAUUUAAAACUCUCUUUAACUACAAUCGCUAUCCACGAACAAUCUGAUUGAUUCUCUCUCUGAGAUCUCUCUAUCUAUCUAUCUAUCUCUCUUCUCUUACCUUUUCAAUACGAUUUCGGAUUCUGAGCUGCGAUGCUUCUUUGAUUCACUUGAGAGUGUUUUGGAGUUUUGACUACGACUUGUGAUGGCAUCUAGACAAGGAUCAAAAUCGAGAAAAGCAGGGUUAAAGGGUGCUGAUUCUACUGCAUCUUCGACAACCUCGUCUUCGAAGCUUUAUCAAGAGACUUCUAUAGAUGGCCAUAGCUCCCCUGCUUCUUCAUCUGCUCAAAGCAAGCAGCAGUUCUUCUCACCAGAUCCCUUACCACAAACUGCUCAGCGGUCUAAAGAAAACGUCACAGUGACAGUUCGCUUUCGCCCACUCAGUCCAAGGGAAAUUCGCCAAGGGGAGGAGGUUGCAUGGUAUGCAGAUGGGGAAACUAUCGUGCGAAAUGAGCAUAAUCCGACAAUAGCUUAUGCCUAUGACCGUGUCUUUGGACCUACAACCACAACACGCAAUGUCUAUGAUAUUGCUGCACACCAUGUUGUUAAUGGGGCUAUGGAGGGGAUAAAUGGGACCAUUUUCGCAUAUGGAGUGACAAGCAGUGGAAAGACACACACAAUGCAUGGUGACCAGAGAUCUCCUGGUAUUAUACCGUUAGCAGUGAAAGAUGCUUUCAGCAUCAUCCAAGAGACUCCUAAUCGAGAAUUUCUUCUGCGUAUUUCCUACAUGGAAAUAUAUAAUGAGGUUGUCAAUGAUUUGUUGAAUCCAGCAGGACACAAUUUGAGGAUCAGAGAAGACAAGCAGGGAACCUUUGUCGAAGGGAUUAAAGAAGAAGUUGUUUUAUCCCCUGCUCAUGCGCUUUCUCUUAUUGCAGCUGGAGAAGAGCAACGACAUGUUGGAUCCACAAAUUUUAAUUUGCUCAGCAGCCGGAGCCAUACAAUAUUUACGUUGACGAUAGAAAGUAGUCCCUUAGGUGACAAGAGUAAAGGUGAAGCUGUACACCUCUCACAACUGAACCUCGUUGAUCUGGCAGGUUCCGAGAGUUCAAAGGUUGAAACCAGUGGUGUAAGACGCAAAGAAGGAUCAUAUAUAAAUAAAAGUUUGCUGACGUUAGGGACUGUGAUAUCAAAGCUUACGGAUGUGAGGGCUUCACAUGUACCAUACAGAGACUCUAAGUUAACCAGGAUCCUUCAGUCCUCAUUGAGUGGUCAUGACCGAGUAUCUCUCAUUUGUACCGUCACUCCUGCAUCAAGCAGUUCGGAAGAAACACACAAUACACUGAAAUUUGCUCAUCGUGCAAAGCAUAUUGAGAUUCAAGCUGAACAAAACAAGAUAAUUGAUGAGAAAUCAUUAAUCAAGAAGUACCAACGCGAGAUUCGUCAACUGAAGGAAGAGUUGGAACAGCUUAAACAGGAAAUUGUACCAGUUCCUCAGCUGAAGGAUAUUGGUGCAGAUGAUAUUGUUCUUCUGAAGCAGAAGCUAGAAGAUGGUCAAGUCAAGCUGCAAUCUAGACUCGAAGAAGAGGAAGAAGCUAAAGCAGCUCUCCUGAGUCGAAUCCAAAGAUUGACGAAAUUAAUUUUGGUGUCGACUAAAAAUCCACAAGCAUCUCGAUUACCUCAUCGUUUUAAUCCGCGGAGGAGACAUUCAUUUGGGGAAGAAGAGCUUGCUUACCUACCAUACAAGAGGCGGGACAUGAUGGACGAUGAGCAACUUGACCUGUAUGUUUCUGUGGAGGGAAAUCAUGAGAUUAGAGAUAAUGCGUAUAGAGAAGAAAAAAAGACCCGCAAGCACGGAUUGUUAAAUUGGUUAAAGCCUAAGAAAAGAGAUCACAGUUCAAGUGCCAGCGACCAGUCAAGUGUGGUCAAAUCUAACAGCACACCAUCAACUCCUCAAGGGGGAGGCAGUCAUCUGCACACAGAAUCAAGACUUUCAGAAGGCUCGCCUUUGAUGGAACAACUCUCAGAGCCUAGGGAAGACAGAGAAGCUUUAGAAGACAGUUCCCAUGAAAUGGAGAUUCCGGAGACUAGCAAUAAAAUGAGCGAUGAGUUGGAUCUUUUGAGGGAACAGAAAAAGAUAUUAUCUGAAGAGGCGGCACUGCAAUUAAGUUCUUUAAAACGGAUGUCAGAUGAAGCUGCAAAGUCCCCUCAAAAUGAGGAGAUUAAUGAGGAAAUUAAAGUACUCAAUGACGACAUCAAAGCAAAGAAUGACCAGAUUGCUACGUUGGAGAGACAGAUAAUGGAUUUUGUUAUGACAUCUCAUGAGGCAUUGGAUAAAUCUGAUAUCAUGCAGGCAGUUGCUGAGCUGAGGGAUCAACUUAAUGAGAAAUCUUUUGAACUCGAGGUUAAAGCUGCAGAUAAUCGCAUCAUUCAGCAAACACUCAAUGAAAAGACAUGUGAAUGUGAAGUGUUGCAAGAAGAAGUUGCAAAUCUAAAGCAGCAGCUCUCUGAGGCCCUGGAACUAGCACAGGGAACUAAGAUUAAAGAGCUGAAACAAGACGCCAAGGAACUAAGUGAAUCAAAGGAGCAGUUAGAACUCAGAAACAGGAAACUUGCAGAAGAGAGUUCAUAUGCAAAAGGUCUUGCAUCAGCAGCUGCAGUUGAGCUCAAGGCAUUAUCCGAAGAAGUUGCAAAGCUUAUGAAUCAGAACGAGAGACUAGCAGCUGAGCUGGCAACACAGAAGAGCCCAAUCGCACAACGAAAUAAGACAGGAACAACAACAAAUGUAAGGAACAAUGGAAGAAGAGAGAGUCUUGCAAAGAGGCAAGAACAUGACAGCCCAUCAAUGGAGCUGAAGAGAGAACUGAGGAUGAGUAAGGAACGUGAGCUAUCGUAUGAAGCUGCACUUGGUGAAAAAGAACAAAGAGAAGCUGAGCUUGAAAGGAUAUUAGAAGAAACAAAACAGAGAGAAGCAUAUCUGGAGAAUGAGCUUGCUAAUAUGUGGGUUCUUGUUUCUAAGCUGAGAAGAUCUCAAGGAGCAGAUUCAGAAAUCUCUGAUUCUAUAUCAGAGACGCGACAAACGGAACAAACGGAAGGUUCAUUUUGAGAUUUGAGAGAAAAGAAGACAACAUAAGUAGGAUAUGUUUGUGCAGUGAUUCCAGAGAGUUUGUGUUUGGUACUUUGCCUUGUAAGUCUCGAUUUCUUCGGUUAUUGGGACUUUCUUUUAUAACUUUGUUGAUAAUUUUGUAAAGAAAGAUUCAAUUAAGAGAGAAGAACUAUUAUGUCUCUUUUAAUUUAACUUGCUUAGAUCGAAUCAGAAUACCAAAAUCAUCAGAUGAUUGCAAAAACUUGUAACUGUGUGUUUAUAUGAAAAUUGUUCCAAAAAUCUCAACAAAAACAAAAAAAAAAAACCUCAAAGGAGUGAUCAGUUGGUCUUAGGAUCAGGCAUGGGGAACAAACCACCAGCACCAGCAGCUCCUCGCGGCGGAGAAAACCCUAGAAAUUUCUGUAGAUUGGUUCUGAUACUAAUUGAACACAGCAGAUAGAGAAAAGCCAUGGAACAAUCCGUCGGAUCAUCACCUUUCAGUCCCCUGUGACUCAUCUUCUUCACUAUCGUGAUCGGAUGGAAAGGAAGCUUCGCGACGACUUUACCUUCGAAUAGUGAAUUGAGCAAUCCGAAGACGACGAAGAGAACCAGUGCCACAACGGCGCCGGAUUUGAACUUGAAGAGUGACAGAUCUCGGCUCGAUUCCUUUAAGCUGGUUUCAACGCGAUCGAUCUUCUUCGUCUUUGAUUUCUUUAUGGAUAGCUUUGACGAUGGAUUCUCUGUCUUCAUUGUCUCGAGUUUCUUCGUGGCCUUGUCAAUGGAGUAUUUCAAGGAUUUGUAUGAGCUGGUACGGUAGAUUAAGAUCCAUGAGAUGGCUUCGCAGACCAACGCGGUGCAGAAGGAGAUUCCUACGACCGUUAAGCUAUCGGCGUAUUUGAAAGAGGCGAAGAGUGGAAUCGUAGUCGCCAUUGUUGCGCAAACUUGCAGAGAUUGGAUUUGACUGUUCGGGUCUCACUUUGAUUAGGAAUCGUAGAAAGUCAAAGGAGG